AUGGACCGCAUCGAGCAGUGUAUGAGGCAGAUGAGAGUGUCAGAUGGAUCAGUUGUUUGGGACGAUUUUGGGGGUAUGCCGGUAGCCAGUUUGCCGGCUAAGUUCAGGAUGCCAGAUAUUGAGAGGUACACUGGUAUCGGUUGUCCACGCAUCCAUCUCCGACUGUACAGCACCGUGAUGAGGGCUCAUGGACUGGACGAGCCUCAGAUGAUCACUCUUUUCCCCCUAUCUCUGAGUGGGGCGGCUCAGCGCUGGUUUGCGUCUCUGGAGUCCUCGAGACGCCGUACAUGGGAUGACUUGGCCCAGGAGUUCCUACGACAGUUUUCGUUUAACACUGUUAUAGACGUAUCGAGGAGAGAGCUCGAGGCUCUGAGGCAGAGGACAGAGGAGUCCCCGAGGAUCGCCAGACAUGUAGUCGGGGUCCCGUUCACAGAUUUUGGGUCUCUGGUUAUGGCUUUAUAUGAUGUCGAGGACGGCAUCACAAGAGGUUUAUGGGCAGAUUCUUCCCCUAGUGAUGUUAAGGGGAAGAAACCAUUCAUAGGACCGAGACCGACAGAGUACAGGCCACGGGCACCUCGUCCAGCUUACGAUCAAACACACAUGCCACAGACAUUGGUUUUACCUUCUUAUGCCACUCAGGGCAUUGAGAGACCCGCGGUCUCCUACACACCCACUGGACAGCCAUGCUACGCUGCACAGUUCACUCCGAGGCCCGCACCUUUAUACCCUGGGCCUCGAGCUCAGCAGACCUCUGCUCCGUUUGCUUCGAGGACGCAGAGACAGUUUUCACAGAUAGGCAUGCCGUUGAGCCAGGCUCUUCGGAAGCUUAUAGAGACCGGUUUGUUGACUGCUCUCACCCCUCGGCCACUACCUCAGCCUAUUCCAGCUCAGUUUAGGAUGGAUUUACACUGUGCUUAUCAUCAAGGACCUGGACAUGAGACCGAUCGAUGCACCGCUCUGAGGCACGCUAUUCAGGAUCUGAUAGACCAGGGUUUGGUACACUUGGGCCAGCCGAGUGUGACCACAAACCCGUUGCCGACCCACACCACACAUGCAGUUCCUCCACCAGCCGGUGGUAUUCAUUUCUUGGACUUCGAUGAGACUGAUGAUCAUGUCCAUAUGUUGAGUUGGGAUGAUCCAGACCCAGAGCCUAUCAUGCCAGCUGGGAUUUACGAGACGAGUGGGGUGACUCUAGAGCCACAGAUGCUUGCUCCAUUCCGACUAGUUCCUGAGGCAGCAUCUGUACAGGCGGCCACUUCUGAGCCUCUGACAUUCACACGCUAUAGCGUUCAGGCGCCGUACAUUCUGAUCCCAGAUGUUGAGGAGGUUCAGGCUCCACACAGUGAUGAUCCUCAGACUCUGGACGUUCAGUAUAUCCUCCGGGGAGGGAGAGUAGUGAGACAGCCACCUCCCGCGGCAGCUAGGCCAGUUGAGGGUACAUUUGCUUCCCAGGAGGAGGUCAGAGCAGAGGAUGACGGGAUUUUGAGGCAGUUGCAGAGCACUCAGGCUCGUAUUUCUAUCUGGAGCCUUUUAGCGUCCUCUAGUACUCAUCGAGAUGCACUGACUCGAGCUUUGAGCCAGAUCAGAGUUGAUACCACGACCACUCCCGAGGGACUCAUUCAUAUGAUGACGGCUGGUAGAGCCACUUGUAUUGUCUUUUCCGAUGAUGACUUGCCACCGGAGGGCUCAGACCACACUCGCCCGCUCUACAUAUCUGUUGGCUGUUCAGGCCGUCGAGUCCCAUCUGUCCUCUUGGACAAUGGCUCGGCCCUGAACGUAUGUCCUCUUGCCAUUGCCAUCGCCCUUGGAUACGGUCCUUCUGAUUUUGGUCCCUCUACUCAGACCGUUCGCGCAUAUGACAGUACUCGGAGGGAGGUCAUGGGUACAUUAGAGAUCGAGUUGCUGAUCGGUCCGGCCACUUUUGUCGCUAUAUUCCAGCUUUUGAGGAUUCCUACAUCCUUUAACCUGCUUUUGGGCCGACCAUGGAUCCACCGAGCCGGGGCCAUUCCUUCUUCCCUUCAUCAGAAGGUGAAGUUUAUUCACGAUAGUCAGAUCGUCGUGGUGUAG
This is a messenger RNA of Vitis vinifera (wine grape), 2067 nucleotides long. RefSeq lists its product as uncharacterized. The transcript has 3 exons. The record is from RefSeq and is a predicted model, not a curated record. NCBI's taxonomy places the organism in Eukaryota, Viridiplantae, Streptophyta, Magnoliopsida, Vitales, Vitaceae. The coding region runs from base 1 to 2067 and encodes 688 amino acids.